Messenger RNA from Vicia villosa (hairy vetch), 2028 nucleotides. RefSeq lists its product as uncharacterized. Lineage: Eukaryota; Viridiplantae; Streptophyta; Magnoliopsida; Fabales; Fabaceae. Bases 1 to 2028 code for a protein of 675 amino acids. The transcript has 3 exons. The record is from RefSeq and is a predicted model, not a curated record.
AUGACUACGUCCCUAAAAAUUGAGGGGCAUUCUGAAGAAGCCAAAAAGUUAGUGAUGUUUCCAUUUACACUAUCAGAGGAUGCUGAAGAGUGGUUCUACUCUUUACCGGCUGGGAGCAUUACUACUUGGCAGCAAAUGGAGACUACUUUCCUCAACGAGUAUUUUCCCGCUUCUGUGUACAUCCGCAAGAGGUACGACAUAGUUAAUUUUAAACAGAAGGAAGGGGAGUCACUUGGGGACGCUUAUAAAAGGUACAAAAGAUUGUUGGUUGCGUGUCCUACACACAAUAUGGAUGCAACUGAACAAAUGCAAAAUUUCGUGAAUGGCCUAAGAAUUAAGACUAAGCAACUCAUCGACACAGCUGCUGGUGGCUCAACAAAUUUUACAACAGCCACUGAAGGAAUCAUUGAUCUGAAGUUGGCAAAUCAAGUGGUUAAGAUGGAGGAUCAAAUUACAGCUGAAGUAGAAAGAAGACUGAAGAAGAUAGCCCUGGAUACUCAAACGGUAGCACAGGUUCAACCAGUUCAACCGAUUCAAGCAGUGAAUUGUGAAAUUUGUGGGGGACCUCAUUUUGCUAUACAUUGUGUUGCAACCGCACAACAAGUAGAAGAGAUCAAUUUUCUGAAGCAAAAUAAUCCUUACUCAAAUACUUACAAUCCGGGAUGGAAAAAUCACCCGAAUUUUUCUUGGAAAGAUCAACAAGGGAAUGACCAAAAGCAAGGGAUCGUACCAUACCAACCUCAGCAACAACAGUAUCGGCCACCACAGCAGCAACCAUAUCAACAACCUCCACAACAACAAUUCCAACAACAGAUGAGUCAGAUAGCACAACAACUCGCCAAUGCUCAACCACAAGGUGCCUUACCAAGUGCAACUGUUACAAACCCAAGGGAGCAUCAGAAUGUGAAUGUCAUCUCAACAAGAAGUCAGAGGAGAUCAAAACCAGAAGAAAAAAAUGAAAUCGAGUAUGAUGAUAUCAUCGAAGUAGAUAUUGAAGUGCAUGAAAAUAAGAAAGUGCCAGAGGAGGUGAUACAACCUGUGAAGCCAACUGAAGAGAGAAGGAAAAAAGAGCCGACACCAUUGAUUAAGUUGCCGUAUCCUUCUCGAGUAGCAAAGAAGGACCAAAAAGAGAAAGACUUGGAGAAGUUUGCCACAUACUUCAAAAAGUUAGAGAUCAAUAUUCCAUUCUUUGAUGCACUCGAGAAGAUGCCAAUGUACAGGAAAUUCAUGAAGGAAGUGAUAUCUAAAAAGAAACCAACAAGGGGUGAAGGGGUAGUUAAGAAGGAGAAAUGUUGUGCAAUCUCACCAGAGAAGAGAAUACCAAUCAAGCAGAAAGAUCCUGGAUCAGUUGCAAUACCGUGCACGAUAAAAAACAGAACUUUCAUGAAGGUUCUAAUUGAUUUGGGUGCUAGUGUGAGCUUAAUGCCAUUAUCUAUCUUCAAAAAGCUCAGUAUUGAAAAGGUGAAUGAAAGAGGAACAGAGUUGAAAUUUGCAGAUCACACCAUGAAGAGGUCAUAUGGGGUGGCAGAAGAUGUAUUGGUAGAAAUUGACAAAUUUGUUUUUCCAGUUGAUUUUGAAAUAAUGGAUAUCCCUGAAGAUGAAGAGACCCCUAUUAUUCUGGGUCGACCUUUCUUGCGCACUAGUCGGUGCAAUUUCGAUAUUGAAAAAGGUACUCUGACUUUGAAAUCUUUUGAUGAAGAAAUAACUCUGAAAGUGUUAGACACCAAGAAGCAAGGUGAAAGUGGAGAUAAUCAAUCUUCAGUUGGAAUGAUCCACAUAGUAGGCAAAAGUAAAAGAUCGGAACCAACCAGGGUCUCAAGCAUAAUCUCUCAGGUGGCAACAUCUCAUAUAAAAACUCCAAAGUCCAAUAAAGAAAUCAAGGAAAGAAAGAAAAGGGAACAUCAAGACAAGGAGAUGGAAGUUGAAAGUAACUUGAGGCAAAAAGUGGUCCAUCCUUUAAAUCUAGAUGAGUUCUGGGUUGCGGAAAGGACAAGCAACAUGGUGUGGAAGAGGAAGUAUCCCCCAUAA